AUGUACUCCCUCCUUCCCCCUUCAUGUCCCUUCCCCCCUUUGGGCCCCCUUUUUUCCCGUCCCCCUUCUGUAUUUCCUCACCCACGGAACCGCAGUCGUGGUGUGGAUCUGAUUCGUGUGUCGUACAUACCCGACUCGCGAUCAGAUAUCCGGGAGGCUGUGCUCGACCUCCGUGGUCGCGUGGGGCCGAGUGGCUUCGUGUUCACCAGCGGGGGCAUAGGGCCCACACACGAUGACGUUACGUACGAGGCAGUGGCGGAAGCUAUGGGUGUGAGUCUACAGCUGCACGAACCCACGGUGGAGAGAAUGAGGGUGUCGUACUCAGCACGGGGUUUGGAGCUGAACGAUGCACGGCUGAGGAUGGCCACGCUGCCCACUCCCAGCGAGGUGCUGUUCACCCAGGGCUUGUGGGUGCCCCUGGUGAAUCUGAGGGGAGUGUAUGUACUGCCGGGCAUACCGCGGCUGUUCCAGGCCAUGAUCGCCGCACACCAGGAGCGCUUCACGGGAGUCGCCUUCCAGUCCGCCGCCCUGUAUACUCGUCUGGGGGAGAGCGACCUGGCUCAGGCCCUGACAGCGGUGGCGGCUAAACACCCGCACGUGGCCAUUGGGUCGUACCCGCACACGGCGGCCGACACAGACGCCGCGCCGUACAAGGUCAAGCUGGCCUUCACGUCGCGGGACGGGGAGGCGUUGGCGGCGGCGGUGGCGGACGUACGAAGCAGCAUGGGGGAUAUCUUCAUAGCUCCUCCCCCAUAG
Messenger RNA from Volvox carteri f. nagariensis, 756 nucleotides. RefSeq lists its product as uncharacterized. The record is from RefSeq and is a predicted model, not a curated record. NCBI's taxonomy places the organism in Eukaryota, Viridiplantae, Chlorophyta, Chlorophyceae, Chlamydomonadales, Volvocaceae. Bases 1 to 756 code for a protein of 251 amino acids. The transcript has 6 exons.